AUGGACGGUUCUGCGCCGGUCGAGGAGCUCGGCUCCUUGUCCAACUUUGACGCCUCUCUCCAAGCGCAUGUCGUGGGCGCCGAUCCGGUCCUGAGCCUGCCCCUCCGCUUGUUCUCGUCGACGCUUGGACAGCUGCGCCGCCACUCGACGCUCUCCAACCUCUGCGACAACGUCGAAGGCUGGGGCCCCGUCUCGCAGCAGCGCGACCUCGACUUUACUCCCUGCUUCCAGGAAGCCGCCUUUUGGACCGCGCCAGUCUUCCUCCUCGCCGUGUUCGGCGGCAUCCAUCUGGCUAUCCUCUCCAAGCGCCAAGAUCGAUCCCUCACGCGCACCUCGCGCACCGUACUGCGCGCGAAACAUGUCGUCGUUGCUGCUCUCGCCGUCGCUGCCGCUUUCCAGGCCUCCAUCUCGUACGGCCUCUUUGCCAAACCAGGCGAGUCGAUCCUGUUCUGGUCCUCGAUCGCCGGCGUCGGCGGCUACCUUCUCGUCUUGCCGCUUCAGCACUUCAACCAUCUUCGCUCGCGUCGCAGCUCCGAUGUGCUCCUCUUCUUCUGGCUCGCCCAUUUCCUCGCCAGCAUCGUCAAGUUGCGCACCUCGAUCACACCGCCCUCGCUUCCGGUCAAGGAUCAGCUCGUCACCUUGGUGCCCUUCCUCGUUCGCUUUGUCCUCGGCAUCUUCGCCUUUGUGCUCGAGUGUCUCGGCGUCGAGCUGGGCUCCUUCGAUGAUGCCGACCACAAGCGCGCCUCGUCCGUCGCCGCUCGUACCAACGGCAACGGCUACCACGCCGUCCCUGCCGAGGCCAACGGCAGCGCGUUCAGCGUCUUCACCGACGACCACGAGGCCAACGCUCACAACAACGACCCAGUAGACUCUGGAAAAGAAUGCCCCGUCGUCACCGCCAACAUCUUCAGUCGCAUCACCUUCCACUGGAUGCAGCCGCUCAUGACGCUCGGCGCUAAAAAGUUUGUCACCGAAGACGACAUGUGGGCCUUGCCCGCCAAUGAGGACGCAGAGAACCUCGGCAGGCGCUUCGACCGCUUCUGGAAGCAGACCAAGAACAAGUCCACGGGCAAGCCCGCCUUCUGGACCACCCUCGCCUACUCGUACGGAGGUCCCUUCCUCUUUGCCGCCAUCCUCAAGAUGGCCCAGGACACGCUCGCGUUCGUGCAGCCCCAGAUCCUCCGCAAGCUGCUCCAGUUCGUCCAGAGCUACGAAAGCGAGGACCAGAACCAGUCCGCCAUGCAGGGCUACCUGCUCUCUGCCGCCCUCUUCUGCGUCGCCGUCACACAGACCUCCUUCCUGCACCAGUACUUCCAGCUUGUCUUUGUCACCGGCAUGCGCGUGCGUGCCGGUCUGGUCAGCGCCAUCUUCAAGAAGAGCCUGCGCCUCUCCAACGAGGACCGCGGCGGCAGGGCUACAGGCGACAUUGUCAACCUCAUGUCCGUCGAUGCCACGCGUCUCCAGGACCUCUGCACCUACGGCCACAUCGCCUGGAGCGCCCUCUUCCAGAUGACUCUCGCCUUUGUCUCGCUGUACAACCUGCUCGGCUGGCCCUCGUUUGUCGGAGUCGCCAUCAUGGUGGUCAGCGUGCCGCUCAACACGGCGCUCGCCCGCUACCUGCGUCGUCUCAGCGAAAAGCAGAUGAAGGUCAAGGACAAGCGCACGCGCCUCAUGAACGAGAUCCUCACCAACAUCAAGUCGAUCAAGCUCUUCGCCUGGGAGGAGGCAUUCACCCGCAAGCUCUUCAAGGUGCGCAACGAUGAGGAACUCAAGCUCCUCCGCACCGUCGGCGUCGUCUCGGCCUUCUUCAACUUCUUCUGGACCGCCAUCCCCUUCUUCGUCUCGCUCGGCACCUUUGUCACCUACGCCUACACCAACCCCGAGCCGCUCACCGCCGACGUCAUUUUCCCCGCCCUCGCCCUCUACCAGCUGCUUUCGUUCCCCAUCGCCAUGUUCGCCGGCAUCAUCUCCGCGCUCCUCCAGGCGCAGGUCUCGGCACAGCGUCUCUCUGACUUCUUCGAUGCGGGCGAGCUCGACCCGCAGGCUCGCAAGGUCAUCCUGCCUGGCCAGCGCGAGCCCAUCAAUCCGGAUGCCCCCUCGCGUCCCGGCGAUGUUCUCGAAGCGCUCAACGACACCGAUGCGCGCGAGCCGCAGCAGGGCGACGAGAUUGUCACCAUCCGCGACGGCGAGUUCAAGUGGUCUCGAUCCCAGCCGGUCCCGACGCUCCAGGACAUCAACCUCACCGUCAAGAAGGGCGAGCUGCUCGCCGUGCUCGGCAAGGUCGGCGACGGCAAGAGUUCGCUGCUCUCGGCGAUCCUGGGUGAGAUGGUGCGCACCGAUGGCGAGACCGUCAUCAAGGGACGCACGGCCUACUUCACCCAGGGUGGCUGGUGCAUGGGUGCUACGGUGCGCGACAACAUCCUUUUUGGCCUCAAGUACGAGCCCGAGUUCUACCAGCGCGUCGUCGACGCCUGUGCCCUGACGCCCGACCUCAACAUCCUGCCCGAAGGCGACCGUACCGAGGUCGGUGAGCGCGGUGUCAGCCUGUCUGGUGGCCAGCGAGCGCGUAUUGCGCUGGCGCGCGCUUGCUAUGCCCGAGCCGACAUCUACCUGCUCGACGACCCGCUGGCUGCGGUCGACGCUCACGUUGGCGCGCACAUCUUCAAGCAUGUCAUUGGUCCCGAGGGCCUGCUUCGCAGCAAGGCCCGUAUCCUCACGCUCAACUCGGUGGCCUGCCUUCCCGACUGCGACCAGAUCGUUUCGGUGCGACGCGGUAUCAUCCUGGACGAGCGUGGAACAUACGACCAGGUCAUGGCCAAGAAGGGCGACUUGUACAACCUCAUCACCGGACUGGGCAAGCAGAGCGCACGCGAGCAGGCGGCGGAGGACGGUGAAGGCGACGUGUCCGCCAAGGAGCUCGAGGUGAUCGACAUGGACAAGGAGCUCGACUCGCACGGACAGGGAGGCGACGAGGAUCUCAAGGGCUCCAAGCUGCAUCGCCGCAUCAGCUCGGCCUCCAUGGUGCGUCCCAAGACGCUGUCCAAGAGGCAGAUCAAGCAGGACACCAUCCGCCAGCUCAAGGAGAGCUCGGCACCCAAGGAAAAGUCGGAGCAGGGCAGCGUCAAGCCCGAGGUGUACCGCCAGUACAUCAAGAGCUGCAGCGUGCUCGGCGUCGUGCUCUACAUUCUCGCCCAGGUGCUCUCGCAGGUCAUGACCGUCUCGCGCGAUGUCGUGCUCAAGCAGUGGGGCGCCGCGAACUCGGAGAACGGCGGCGACCCGUCGACCACGCGCUUCUACCUCAUCCUCUACGGUAUCGUCGGCAUCCUCGCCUCGAUCUGCAUCUGCAUCGCGCCGUUCAUCCUGUGGACGUGGCUCGUGAUCUCGAGUGCGCGCAAGUUCCACGACAACAUGUUUGACGCGGUGCUGCGCAGCCCGCUGCAGUGGUUUGAGACCACGCCGACCGGUCGUCUGCUCAACCUGUUUUCGCGCGACGUCAACGUGAUCGACGAGGUGCUGCCACGAGUCAUCCACGGCCUCAUCCGAACCAUGGUCGUGGUGCUGGGUGUGCUGUGUGUGGUGGCCUACUCGGUGCCGCCGUUCCUGAUCGCCAUCGUCCCGCUCGCGUUUGCUUAUCGCGCGGUGCUUCGCUACUACCUCGCCACGAGCCGCGAGCUCAAGCGACUCGACUCGGUGAGCAAGACGCCCAUCUUUACGUGGUUCCAAGAGUCGCUCGGUGGUCUCAGCUCGAUCCGUGCGUUUGGACAGGAGUCGCGCUUCAUCGCCACGUCCGAGGCGCGUGUGGACCGCAACCAGCAGUGCUACUUCCCCGCGGUCUCGUGCAACCGCUGGCUAGCGGUACGCAUCGAACUGAUGGGCUCGGUGAUCAUCUUUGUCGCCUCGACGCUCGCCGUCUUCAUCCGCACGAGGAACGGCAAGAUGGACGCGGGCCUGCUCGGACUGAUGAUGUCGCAGGCGCUGAGCACGACGCAGACGCUCAACUGGGUGGUGCGAUCGGCGUCCGAGGUGGAGCAGAACAUCGUGAGCGUCGAGCGCGUCAUGUCGUACACGGACCUGGUGUCCGAGGCGCCGUACGAGGUGCCUGACCAGACGCCGCCGGAAGAUUGGCCGAGCAAGGGCGAGGUGAGCAUGCAGUCGUACUCGACGCGCUACCGCCGCGAACUCGGGCUGGUGCUCAAGAAGCUCAACCUGGACAUCCAGGCGGGCGAGCGCAUCGGAGUGGUGGGCCGAACGGGUGCGGGCAAGUCGAGUCUGACGCUGGCGCUCUUCCGCAUCAUCGAGGCGGCCGAGGGCAAGAUUGUGAUCGACGGCAUCGACGUGUCCAAGAUCGGACUCAAGGACCUGCGUUCGGCGAUCGCCAUCAUCCCGCAAGACCCGCAGCUGUGGGAGGGAACGCUGCGCGAGAAUCUCGACCCAACCGGACGCUCGGACGAUGCGGCGCUGUGGAAGGCGCUCGAGCAGGCACGCAUGAAGGAGCACGUGCAGAGCCUCGAGGGUGGCCUCGACGCACAGCUCACCGAGGGCGGCACCAACUUUUCGGCGGGCCAGCGCCAGCUGAUCUGCAUCGCGCGUGCGUUCCUGCGCAACGCCAAGAUCCUGGUGCUCGACGAGGCGACGAGCGCCAUCGACCUCGAGACGGAUGCGCAGGUGCAGGCGAUCGUGCGCUCCGAGUUCACGGGCACCACCAUCACGGUGGCGCAUCGUCUCAACACGGUCAUCGACUCGACGCGCGUGCUCGUGCUCAAGGACGGCACCAUCGCCGAAUUCGACUCGCCCGACAACCUGCUCGCCAACAAGCAGAGCAUCUUCUUCUCCAUGGCGCUCGAGGCGGGACUCGCCAAGCUGGACUCCUAG
Messenger RNA from Moesziomyces antarcticus, 4872 nucleotides. Its product is annotated as metal resistance protein ycf1. Gene Ontology annotation, molecular function: ATP binding; ATP hydrolysis activity; ABC-type transporter activity. The record is from RefSeq and is a predicted model, not a curated record. Gene Ontology annotation, cellular component: membrane. The transcript has a single exon. Lineage: Eukaryota; Fungi; Basidiomycota; Ustilaginomycetes; Ustilaginales; Ustilaginaceae. Gene Ontology annotation, biological process: transmembrane transport. Bases 1 to 4872 code for a protein of 1623 amino acids.